UCCGGGGACGUCCGAGGGAGACUUCUGCGCUGGCUGUGCUGCGUGGGGAAGACUCGCGUCUCUUGGGCUGCGCGCACGAGGAGGAUGGAAAGGGAAGAAGCGGCGGCUUCGUGGGGAAAGGAAAAACGACGGCCCCGCGGGCUGGGCGGCAGACGGAGGCCCUGAGUCAAGCCUCGGCGAAGCGCAGGUGAGGCUGCCAGGGUGGGAGGGAGGUGCGCUGGGGGGAAGCUCCUUGACUGCAUCGUCUCCUGCGUUUCCAACAAGCUGCUCCAAAUCGUAUUCCACCAACGUGUCCUGUCAGCACAAGGAUUUCUGCUGCCCCCUAAAUCUACUUUUAGGUGGGAUCCCCUAGGGCAGAUUUAGGGGCGUGGGGAGGGAUGUCCUAGUGGAAAUCCUCGGAAUCUCCGAAGAAUCAUGGAAUUGUUGGAAGGGAGCCCGAGGGUCAUCUAUUCCAACCCCUCGCAAUGCAGGAAUCUCAACUAAAGCAUCCCUGACAGGUGACCAUCCAACAUCUGCUUAAGACCCUCCAAGGAAGGAGAGUCCACCUUCUUCUAAGGGAGUCUGUUCCACUGUCAAACCGCUCUCGCUAUCAUAAAGUUCUUCCUGAUGUUUGGUCAGAAUCUGCUUUCUUGUAACUUGAAUCCUGCCCUCCAGUGCAGGAGAAAACAAGCUUGCUCCAUCUUCCAUGUGACGGUCCUUUAGAUACUGUAUUUGAAGAUGGCUAUCAUAUCUACCCUCAGUCUCCUCUUUACCAGGUUAAACACACCCAAUUCCCUCAACGGUUCCUCAUAAGACUUGGCGUGUGGCUUUUUUUACCAUCCUUUUACCGAACCUACUUUUUAUCUCCUCGCAACAGCACUGUGAGGUAGGCUAGGUUGCGACGGCAGUGACAGGUCUUCACUGACCCUGGACCUAUUCUGACACUCUUUAGCUGUAAACAGGGAAGGGUCAUGCACAUUGAGAUUCUUGGAGGAAUGGUUUAAUAUAAAUGCAAUCAAUCAAUGCCACAUUAAUUCUCUUUGGAGGUAAAGUGGGAUAUCAACAUAAGGAAUAAAUUAAAAUUGUAAUUCAACAUUGGAAUUGUGUUCAGAACCCUUGCUUGUAUGGAGUUUAACACACACACACACACACACACACACACACACACAAGUAUUUAUUCCUUGCUGGUUUCUCACAUACACUUUCAAGCAUUGGCUUACUGUGUUCAUUCAUAUGUUUUAUUCUGCCUAGGACUGCUGACAUGUUGGCUGCAGAUGAGUUUCUAAAAUCUCCACCAAGGAAAACAGUCAGAUUUGGUGGGACAUUGACAGACAUCCUUCUAAAAUACCAAAAGGUAGUAUGGUUAUCUGUCUCAUUUUUUGUAUUUUCUGACUGUCUUGAAAGGUGUUUUUUUUUUAAUGAAAAAUGCAAGUUUGGCCUUAAGAGAUUGUCUUUUAGCUGUAUACUCCCACUGUCUCUGGCAGUAUCUUAGUUAUUUUCACCGAAAGAAAUGCAAGGAAAACAAGAUAUAGUCACUAAAUCUGAAAAAAAGGUUUUGAGGAGCGACAGUAAAGUUAUUAACAUAUGUUGCAAAAAGAGAGAGAAGAGAACCUCUAUUAAUUGCUUUUAUGCUUUGAAACAGUAAUACACCCAAUGUGUCUCUCUAUUUAUUUUCAAUAGGGAUCGAAUAAGCUUUGAUGCAAGGCUGCAUGAUUUGUUAGGGUACAACUUAAUUCAUGUUUUUGUUUUGAAGGGUGAGACAACCGAAUUUGAUUUGUUGAAGCAUCAGCUGUUAGAUCCAGACUUAAAAGUAAGGAUUUUUUCAUCCAAGUAUUUCAGUGCUCUGCAUGACUUCUUAAAUGUAAGAAAAAAAUGAACGAGAAUGAAUUGUUGCAGUUUUGUGUACCAUUUAUGAUUAUAACUAGGAUAAUCAGUAACAGAUCUGACCACAGCUUAGAAUACAGGCGUGUAAUGUUAGACUUGAUUUCGAGGAAGUCUUACAAGCCCAGAAGCUUUGAUAAAAUCUAAGCUACAUAGGAACUUAUGGCUUCCCUCUGUCCCUAGCUUACUCCCACCUUUACCCUUGUGAUUGUUCUGACGCUAGAGGAAUGGAGGGGGAUUGUGCACCAUCCUUUUAAUGCCUGGCAUGCUGCAUGUCAGACACAAAGAAUGCUAGGUAAUGUGGUUUGCUCAGUGCUGCUGGCUCCAGAUGUUACCCAAAGCUCCUUGAAUCUUGGUGUCUGGUGUCAAAGAGUGAAGGGGCAAAAGAGACCAUCUAUGCUUCCAUUGGCAGAGCAGCAACAAAGAUAAGGAAUGGGGUUGUUGGGGGCUCACUGAGAGAGGGAUCAGGCCUUGUUGUGCUUCCAGUGAUAUUACUGGAGGCACAACAGGGUCUGAAAUAUGCACACAGUUGGGUUCAAAAGAACUCAGCUAUUUCCCAUUUUGGGGGAAAACAAUUUUUUAAGAGCUCGGUUCCAAAUCCAACUUAGGGACCACCAGCAAUAUGUUUGUUUUUUGACUGAUGUGAAGGCAGUGUUGUUGUGUCUGGCUUCCCUGCCUCCUUUGCCAAAUCAUUCAUGUGAACAGAAAUUUAACUUUUAAGUAAUUCUAAGGUCAACUCUGUAUCUACAAAAAAAGAAAAGUUCACUCAGUUUUUCAGUAUAAAAUUUACUACGUAUACCAGAACCAGUAACAAAACAGCAGCCGAAACCUCAUGAUCCAUCGUAAGUCAUUAAAUGACGAAAAAUCACUAACAAGUUAAUAAAAGCUCUGGAAAAGAGACUUGAGUGUACUUCAAAAUCAUCACAACUGGCAGCAUAUGGAGGGAUGGGGUUCUGUAAUUAAGGAGCCGCUGUCCAGUAGGCCCUAUCCUUUAUCUCCACAAUUGCUUUCAUGGGUUCCCAGCAGGGUUUUUUUCUGGCCCUGUUGCCGCCCCUUUCCUCCUGGCCUGGCCACUGCCCAACAACAGCCCAAGAAGCACCCCAUUCCAUUCUACCUGUUUUGCAGGAAGAUCUGCCUGGGAGUGCCUCUGUCUGGCAGCUGCCAUCCUAGCCCACUAUUCACUUGCCUUUCCCAUGGGAGAGGUGGGUGGGAGCAGGGGUCAUCCGGAGGUGCCCUGGACACCUUAGCCACACAACUGCUACAGAGUUCCCGGCCUUCCUUCCAGCCUUAGAGCUGGGGAAGGGUUAGGAUCACUACACAACUGCAUAGAUGAACCCUGCACACUCUCCAGCUUCAAACUAGAGAGGAAGACUGGUCGCUCAUCACACCAGAGGGUGGCAUCACACUCCCAGUAAUGAGUGAUAUGUGGAAGCCUAAUAGCCCUUCUGUCGGAUUAACCCAGUUUUUUAAAAAAUACCUCCGUUACUAAUAGGUGUUUUUUUUUUUACACACCUUUUAAGUUCAGACUAUUAAAGAGAAAUUGGUUCUGUUUGCAGGAUGACCAGAUUAUAAACUGGCUGGGUGAGUUUCGGUCUUCCGUUACACUCUUGACCAAGGAGUUUGAACAACUAGUCAGCAUCUUACUGGUAAGAGUGUGCCAUUUCUAAUGUUUGCUGUACUUGGUCUUGAUUCAGUCUGUGCAACGUGCAUUCGAACUUAAUUGUAUGUGUAACUUUGCAGAGGGUGCAGUGGCUGAAAAGGAGCCAGCCUGUGGUGGAAGAGUAUUUGGCUUUCCUGAGCAACUUGGUGUCGGCACAGACAAUCUACCUUAGGCCAUGUCUUGCAAUGAUUGUCUCGCACUUUGUACCGCGUGAGUUUUGGUUUUCUAUUCUUCUGCCUUGUAUUGUUGACCAGGUGGCCAUAUUCAAUUUGAACUUAAGUUUGGCAAUCAGAUUCUCACGUGAAGUGUAUAAUAAUAGAAUAAUUCUGUUUCCGCCUAGCUCGAAUAACCAUUCAAGAGAACGAUGUGGACAUUUCGGAUUCAGAUGAUGAUGAAAGUGAGUAGCCAUUUCAUGUCUAAUGGUCAGUUAUGUUAGCACAAAAUCUUGGGAGAGCUGCUGCCAGUCAGUGUAAGCUGACUCAGUAUAAGACAGCUUCCUGUGUUCCAUAUUAUUUUCAUUUUACUACACUGGUUAAGGGUGAAAUCUAGUUCUCUCUGAUAUUUGUGGCUUUCCAUUGAAUGAAACUUGGAGGUUGCAUACAGCAGGAGCUAUUGAUAGACUUACCCUCCCUGAAUUUACCUAAUUCCCUUUAAAAGCUAUCUAAGCUAGCAGCCGUUGCCACUCACUAGGGCUGGGUGAUAUAUCAAUAUAUUGUCCAAAACCGGUUUGAAGUCCAUAUCAUGAUUUCAGUUUCAUAAUUUUUGACCUGACGAUACAUUGCAAAUCAUGAUGUGCACUGUAUGUGUGCUAUGCAAAAAUCACAAUGUGGGGAAAAUUGUGAAGCCAGCCAAUGCCUCUACAUAGCUCCAUUUUUAUUUCAGACAUCUUGAUAUAUCAGUAUAUUAUGAUGUGUAGCAGGUGCUAUAUCACAAUGAUGAAAACCAGUUAUCGCCCAGCCCUGCCACUCCCAUAUAUUAGACAUAAAGUUUAAACAAUUUAAUAGCACCAAAUCUGUCUACCUUAAGUGAUUGAGGAAGUGCUCCCAUAAAAUCUAACAUGAAUAUAUAAGAAAAAGUUCUGGAUUAACAUACAUGUUUGAUGAUGUUCAAUUCUUGCAGAUGUUACUGAAGGCUUUGACACUUGCCAUAGAGCACUGCAAACAAUUGCAAAAUACGUCCCUUUGUAAGUACAUAAUGAUUGAUUUGGUACAUCCCCUAAGUUAAUUCAUAGCCUUUUCUACCUGCUAGCUGAAACACAAUCACACAUCUUGCAUAUUAGCUUCAAGUGACAAAGCUACCUAAAUUGAUAAUAUUCUGUAGUUCAAAAUAGGUCAGUGGUAUUAAUUGGUAUAAAUACGUUUAGCAGCCCUCAAAUUAUGUUUUCCCCUAGAUUGCUUCCUCUGUAUUACUGUUGUAAUCGGUUACAGUAUGACGUGUGAAAGCUUGUAAGAAAGAGAAGCCUUAAUCCUGUGUUUAGGGUGCUACUGAAUUAUCAUAAUAAUUUGUAUUUUCAAUUAAAUUGCUUAAUGUAUAAAGUGUAUCCCCCCCCCCCCCCAUUUCAGUGCAUGAUUUUAGGUGGAGUAUGAUUGCGAGUGAACUAUCUUGGUAGGGAAUAAAUUACUCUUGAUUAACCGCAUGUGUGAUUAUUCUUCCCUGAGGACAGAUCUAAUUCUCCACCUUGAGUUUCCAAUGAGUCUUUUAAAAGACUAAAGACUUUCCAUGUGUACACUGUGCUGUUGGGGCCUGUUUUUUAUUUUUCCUGAUAAACUAGAUGUGACCAAUUAAAAUCAGUCAAUAAAUGAAAUUAAUAAUUUAUGUAUUUAUGUAAUAAAUUGAUUAAAUUGUAAUUGCUCCACCGAGAGAUAAUAUGUUCAAGAUAGCCCAGUAAUCUUAUUUAUAGCAUUACUGUAUACUUUUCUUAAGCAGUCCCUUAUUUAUGUUAAGAAAUCUGUCUCAAACUUGGGUGGAAAACAGUAUUGUGAAUCAAUGCCUGUGCCUCUUUUUUUAUAUGACUUUCAUCAUUCAGCUCCUGAAAUGUUUCAUUUGCUGAGAUUGUUUAAUGGGCUGUCCCAUGUUCAAACUUAUUUUGAAGCUUCUUUACACUUGCAUUGCAGGACACCACAGUUUCUCAUGCCGGUGCUCGUUGACAAAUUUCCCUUCGUUAACAAAUCAGAAAGAACCCUGGUAAGUAAUCAGCCUUAAGUUUAAAAUGGGAUUUUCCUUUGUGUGUCUUGCAUCAGUGCUAUUUUUAAUGACCCUCUUGAAAUAAAAGUGGCAGAAGUUGAGCAUCCACAGAUCUUGAUGGUGCAGAUACAGGAUAAGCAUAGAGAACUGUCAGCAUGUAGAAGCUUUUUCUAUUCCUUCAAGUGUUAAUGCCUUCUUCGUCUUUCCAUUUCACCAGGGAUUUUCUGCUUUGGCUGUUUUGUUUUCCUAUCUCCCUUUGCCUGAUUUCCUUUUAACUGAGGAUAUUGGCAGGGAUUGAACCUGGAACCUCUUUUAUGCAAAACAUGAGCUUUAUGAUUGAGCUGUGGUCCCUUCUGUUGUGUGGUGCCUUACACCAUAAAAAAAUCCCUGACCCAAACCUAUGUUGCUGAAGCUCAAGCAGUAUGAAACUGAAAAACAAAGGCCCACCUUGAGAAAAUCCAAUCUGCGGUGGGUUUAAACUACAAAUUGAAGAGGCUCGUUAGCCUUAGUACUCAAAUGGUUUUCUAUACAAGAAGAACGUUUUGUGUAUGUUUUUAAAUUUAUCAUUUUUGUGGGGGAAUUCCAUUGCAGCAAUGCUACGUGCAUAACAUGCUACGAAUCAGCGGAUAUAUCCCAACUCUGAGGCAUGACAUUCUGGAGCUAGUUAUUGAAAGGGUAUUAAAGAUCGAUGUAAGUAUAGAGUGUGGUUCGUAAAAGACUUAAUUCUUUCACCUUUAUUGUGUAUUACAUGUUAGAAAAGGAAGGCAUAGGCAAACUCGGCCCUCAGAUGUUUUGGGACUACAAUUCCCACCAUCCCUGACCACUGGUCCUGCUAGCUAGGGAUCAUGGGAGUUGUAGUCCCAAAACAUCUAGAAGGCUGAGUUUGCCUAUGCCUGGUCCAUAAUAAAAAGUGGACAAAAGAGAUGGUUGUAUAGAUGGUUUUAUUAGACUGGCUUCAAUGGAUAGCCUGCUUUUGACCCAUUCCUGGGUGGGAAAGUAAAUUAUAGGGGUUGUGUCCAAAGCUCUGCAUGCACUUGAGAUCCCUGCAUCGCAGGGGCUUGGACUAGAUGACCCUCAGGGUCCCUUCCAACUCUAGAAGUCUAUGAUUCUUUGAAAGUUUCAUCAGCGCGAGGAUUUCUGCUUGCGCAAUGGAGCAUUCUCCCCUAAGUGUGCUGUCUUGAGCUCCUUGCAAUUAAGGCAGGAUAUAAAUGUGACAUUGGGUAAUAUUUCAGUCAAACCCUUUACCUUUUCAGCUGGGGGCGGGAUAUCUAAGUUUUAAGAAUUGUUGUGCACCUUCAUUUGCAUGCGUACCAAACGCCUUUAGAAAUGUUCAGUAUCCUUACUCCUUACAACAGGUGAGCGCUCCGAGAAAAGAGAUUGAAGCUGCUGAAGAGGAUGAGAGUGAAGGGGUUGCUGAAGAAGGACUCUUUGACAUGGCAAGUGUGUUUAUUGAGCAGUGCGACAGGUCACAUCCGAGCCAUACAUGCAAAGCACAUGGUUUCCCCUCAAAGAAUCCCAGGAACUGUAGUUUACCCCCUCACUGAGCUACAGUUCCCAGCACCCUUAGCAAACUAUGGAUCUCAGGAUUCUUUGGGGGAAUCCAUGUUCUUGAUAAUACAAAUAAUACAUGAUAAUACAAAUAUUAGUAAGAAUGUUAUUUAAUGCAACACAUCCUAUUAUAUAAGCCUUUCAGUAUUCCUACAAUAUCUCGAUAACGAAACCUUUGACAUCACAAUUAUUUUUUGUAGCACUUUCAAAAAUAUAGGUUGAAUAUUUGCUAAUAUUUCCUUUAUAGCAGGAAACAAUAUGACCCUGAAUGUUAUACCUAUUUCAUACAUAGAGCUCUGUGUCCUGUGUGUGUGUAUUUGAUUGUUGGAUUCCAUUUACCAGUUUUCUCACAAUUUUAUAUGGGUGUACCAUCCUUGUUAACUUUAUAAAUUCUAGCUUUUCCCAUAUAUUUUUAAUUAAUUUUUGCUUUCUCGGAACCUGGCUUUGCUUCCAUGGUUUAGCAAAGAAUAUCCUUGCUGAAGUUAAUAUAUAUAACAUCUGUUUUUGAUGUUUUCUGAAAUUGUCACUACUUUGUGUAUAAUUUAGAUGAAGACACAAUAAUGGCUCUGCAUUUGCCUGAAUUAUUCUUAUUAGCAAGAAAAAUAAACCUCCCUUCUGAACAGAAGGCAUCCUGUUUUACUUCCCCCUUAAUGUUGAUGAUGAUGAUGAUGUACAUUUGAUACAUAAGCUUCUCCACAAUGGUGAUUUUCCAGAGUUUACCAGAGUUCAGUACUCUUUAUUCAGUACUUUUAUUUUAAUAGGAUGAAGAUGGAGAAAACCCGGAGAAGAAUGAGGUGAUGGCUCACCCAGUUGCAGAACGCCUAGACAUCCUGAUGAUUGUCUUGUUUUCAUACGUUAAAGAUAUCUGCCAUGUGAACGGUAAUUACCCCUGCACAAUGUGCUUAAAUUAUUUCAUUGAGAUAGAUAGUGAGGAGGCAGCAGAGAUGAUAGAAAUAAUCUGUGGGACAACCUAGCAGGAGAUUCCUGAAUAUCAUGCUGCAGGCUUAAAGUGGGUAAGAGGAAGCAAGACAGGCCUGUGUGUAGAUGUUUGUAUUAAGGGCAGGAGAAAGUUAUGCCAGAUGAGAUUAGCCAUGUGGAGUUUUAUCAGUGCCUUUUUAGGCAAAAUAUUUAAAUAUUUUUUUAGAGUUGAUUGCCACUCUUAGUGACAUUGACAAAAUCAAACACCCGCUGUCUAAUCUGGCUAAGCCUGUUAUGUUCAAUACAGCUGUGUGUGCUGCGAAACCUUCCCAACUCGGGAAAACCCGUGAAACCAGCUUUGCGACCUGAUAUAUAUGUUUUUGUAUAUUACAUGUGUUUAUUACAUAUGUUUAUAUUUACUGCCACUGCUUGCUUGCUAAAAUUGCUUGCUUUUCUUUUGUUUGUUUCUUGCUAUAACCUGUAUUUGGUUGGCCAAUAAAAUUUUGAUUUAAAAAACAUUACUGUAAACAUGAAAAACAGGCAUGCUGUUUCUUGGUACGAUGCUGCGGUAACAGAAAUGUUUUUUUGUUCUCAGGGAAGCUUGAUAUUGGCAACACCAAGGAUUUGUAUCGGGAUCUGGUGACAGUGUUUGAUAAGCUCAUUUUGCCGACCCAUGGCUCAUGUCACGUGCAGUACAUCAUGUUCUACCUCUCUAGCUUCAAACUGGUGCGUAUAGUUAAUUGCCUCUCUUGCUCUGCUUUGCUCCCAUUUAUUGAUAUGGGGAGCCAUCCCAGACCCCCUAAAUGUGCGGGGGGGGGGGCUGCAAGGAACUGUGGCCUAGGCCUUGGGGGUCGGAGCUAAAAGCAUCCGCAGUCUUCUUGGUGAGCAAGAUCUGAGUAAGGACGCUACUUCCAACAUAUGCAGGCAUGUUGAUUGCUUUCACUGCCAAAAAGGUUCCUGUUUGCUGGGUAUCUCCCUGAAGUCAGGGUGGACUUUCAGAUGUUACUGGACUCACAUCUCCCCUCAUCCCUGAUCAUUGGGCGUGCUGACUGGGACUGAUGGAAGUUGGAGCCGAUCUGGAGGGCUACAUGUUCCUCACCCCUACUCCCAGAAGUAAUAGAUGCCUGCAAAUAGAGUCCAUGGAUUUAGUUUCCACGGCAUUUGAUGUCUUGCCACAUGUGACUCUGUAUUACAGGGAAUUGCAGAAGCCUUUGUGGAGCAUCUUUGGAAAAUGCUUCGUAAUCCAAAUACUCCAGCCGUGAUCAGGCAGGCUGCUGCCAACUACACCGGCAGCUUUUUGGCACGGGCAAAGUUUGUUCCGGUUGUGUAAGUAGCCUACCAACUUCCUUUUUGUAGUUACUGAUCUGCUGUGGAAGGCUAGAUAUGUGGAAUUGAGGAGUGCAGUGGAGGAGCUAAUGCAAUAGAUACUUAGCUGUCAUAGGAACCUGCCUUACGCUGUCAGACCAAUGGCCCAUUUGGCUCAGUAUUGUCUAACUCUGACUGGCUCUCCAGGGUUUUGGGUGGGGAACAGCCUGACCUGGAGAUGCCAGGGAUUGAAUCUGGGAUCUUUUGCAUGGAAAGCAGAUGCUCUACUACUGAGCUUACAUAUCUUUCCCAAGGACUAGCUUAUCCUGGACUGCUAAGUGUUUCCUAUUUUUGGUGCCCCAUUUUGCUGUGCAGGCAGCUGCCUGGGGCAGUAGAAUGCAAAGGAUGGGAGAUGCAAAUGUCCCAGAACAUCCCAAGAGCCACAGAUUACCUACCCCUGAGCUAAGUCUUGAAUAGCAUUAUAGGUAGAGUGGUCCCCAUAACCAAGCUUCUUUUCUGGCGUUUGGUGGUCAACUUUGAUGUCCAGAAUCACACAAGGAAUUUUGUCUUAAGCCCUUCUUCAAGUCAGCCCUUGCUCUGACUUGUCUGUGCAAAAACAUGAGAAGCCCUCCUGCAUCAGGCCAAAAGCCAUCUAGUUCAGCAUCCUGUUCUUGCUUUGCUCAACCUGUGGGAAGCCCCCAGGCGGGACAUGGGCACGGCAGCACACUCCCCACUUGCGAUUCCCAGGAACUGGUCUUCAGAGGCAUAUUGGCUGUGGCAGUGGAAGGAGAGCAUGGCUUGUAGAAAUUGGACAGCCUUCUCCUUGAAUAUGCGGAAUCCUCUUUUAAAGCCGUCCAUCACUACCAUCUUAUAGGAUCGAACUCCUUUAAUGAUGCACUGUGUGAAAGAAGUACAGUGGUACCUCGGGUUAAGUACUUAAUUCGUUCCGGAGGGCCGUACUUAACCUGAAACUGUUCUUAACCUGAAGCACCACUUUAGCUAAUGGGGCCUCCUGCUGCCACCGCACCACCAGAGCACGAUUUCUGUUCUUAUCCUGAAGCAAAGUUUUUAACCUGAAACACUAUUUCUGGGUUAGCGGAGUUGUAACCUGAAGCGUAUGUAACCUGAAGCGUAUGUAACCCGAGGUACCACUGUACUUCCUUCUGGUUGCUCUGAAUCUUACAACAGCAGUGUUCUAGUACAGUGGUACCUCUGGUUGCAAACGGGAUCCAUUCUGGAAGUCCGUUCGCAACAUGAAACGAGUGCAACCCGCAGCGGUGCAUCUGCGCACCCAUGGGUUGCUAUUUGCCACUUCUGCGCAUGCGUGUGAUGUCAUUUUGUGUGUCUGCGCAUGCGCUAGUGGCGAAACCCGGAAGUAACCCUUUCCGGUACUUCCGGGUCGCCGCGGGACGUAUCCUGAAAGAACGUAACAUGAAACGUAACAUGAGGUAUGACUGUAUUUACUUAACUGCUUUCCUCACUUCAGGUGCAUCAUUGUAUACACCUUAAGCCUUCAGUCUUCACCUGGACUCCAGCUACUGCCAUUCACCCUUUCUGUUUGCUUCAAUUCCCUUAUUGCUCUGCUCUGUAGCUGGAGUCCUUUCAGCCGAUUUCCAAAUACUGGUUUUGUUCUGCAAAUAGAUGGAAUGCUUUUGGCACGCCCAGAUGCGUUUUUGGCUUUGUGACCAAGCCUGAACUGCUAACAAGAAUGUAGUUGCCUCAUUGCACCUUGUCCCAAAUGGUAGCUACUGACUUACCUGUGAAAUGUGGGACAGCUGCCCUUAAUUAGGCUUUCUUUCUUUGGUCCCAUUGCAGUACAGUGAAAACCUGCCUGGACUUGCUGGUCAACUGGCUGCACGUGUACAUCGACAACCAGGGCACAGGGGCGAAAGCCUUUUGCGACAUCACUCUUCACGGGCCCUUUUAUGCCGCCUGCCAGGCUGCGUUCUACGUGAUCAUAUUUCGUCACAAGCAAAUAGUGGACGGAAACCUAAAGAAAGGUGUGUAUAUCGGAAAAACACAGCUCAGGCAGAAUUUGGCAGUUUAAUAGCUGAAUGGCUCACAGCGAGAAGCAGGUGCGUGGGGACUGUUCUCAUUAGUACUUGGGCACAUCUUUGGAUUUCUCAGUUGGGGAGCCAUGAAUAAGUUUACAGAGCAGAACAAAUAUAGGUGGAAGAGCAUUUAGGAGAUUCCUCUUUUGAACUGGAGUUAAUUCAAUUGAAUUAGGAGGGCCAUAGCUCAAUGGUAGAGCAUCUCCAAGUAGGGCUGAAACCCUGGAGAGCUACUGGCCAUCUGUGGAGAAUACUGAGUAGUGGUCUGCCUUGGCAUGACAGCUUUCUGUGUUCCUAACUUUCCUUUGACCCACCAGAUAACACCAUCUCCGUUGGAGACUGUUUUAGACAUUCCUAUUCAAUGCAUUUAAAGCAUUUAGUAGCAUGCACACUGUAUGUUUUAUCUGCCAGGAAGCCAGGCCUGACUGCCUUCUUGUUGCAUGUGUGCAGCUUUUAGUAACAAACACUUUUCUCCUGUAGCAUUCAAAGCGGCACCGGGCCUCAUGUGCAUUGUGAAAAAUGCAUACUGCCCAAACAGUUUUCGCUUUCCCUAGCGCUAAAUGUUCUUUGCUCGUUUUGUUUUGAAGGUUUGGCCUUCUUGCAGAGCUUAAACCUUGAACGCAUUGUGAUGUGCCAGCUAAACCCCCUGAAGGUCUGCUUGCCUUCCAUUGUGAAUUUUUUUGCUGCCAUUACAAGGUAAGUGUCUUUUAAAAAAAAGCUCUCUUGAAUAUUGUUAAUUGAAUACAGAAAUAUAGAUGUCAAAAUAUAUAUUUGUUUUCUAAUAAUAGGCCCUUGCAGAUGUGUGCUCUGCUUGUUUGGACAAUGCUUGUAGGUUGGAAGGCCGAACUGUGACUGUAAAUCCAACCCCCUGCCCAGCAUCUCACCUGUGCAAGCCCUGCUGCCCCCCAGGGUGCUCCCAAUGUAUGCAAUUUUAGUCACUCAUUGUGGGAGUGCCAGUACUGGGAGAGGAGAAGCCAGAUGUGAUUGGGUCCCACCUGAGCCAAUAGAAAGGGGCUUAGCUGUUUUUGGUGCGCUUGUUUUUGUGGUUGCAUCUCUCUUCUUAAAAGAGAAACUUCAGCCAGCCAUUUUUGCUCUCUUCCAGGAAAUACCAAAUCGCAUUCUGCGACACCAUCAUCGAGAGGAACAGGCGGCAAGUUUUGCCAGUUGUAAGAAGCAGCUGUGGGGGUGACUCUGUUGAGACUUGCACAAACCCCCUUGACAGCUAUUUCCCGUUUGACCCUUAUAUUCUCAAAAGGUAUCUAAUUCCAGACAUCAGCGAACCUUCUUUUACUUACUAUGGAAAGACGCCAUUUGGCACUUCCAAGCAAAGCACUCCUUACUGUUUUCAGCUCAGGUUUACAGGCUGUAUUUUGCUUUUCGUUUCCCAUUACAAGUUCUUGAUGCAGUAGUGUUGUGGCAAUCUGGGUGGGGAGGAACUGUGUCGUGUCAAUCUUGUGCAGCUGUGUCCAGCUGGAUACUUUGGUGCGGCCCCAGCAUAGGACUGUGGGGGGGAGAGUCCUUGCUCAGUACCAAUUGCACUGUUUGUGGGGUUCUCAUUUCCUCUUGGUGCUUGUUCCAUUUUUUACUUUUGAAACCUCUGAGCUUGUUGAUGCCUCCCCUCUUGUUCAUACAAAGUGUUGUUCUGGCUGCUCAAACUGAGUUUGCUAUUGGCAUGUAGGAUGGUUUCAUUAUUAACAUUUCCAUGUCCUUUUAAGGCAGAGGGGAGGAUAAGUCUAGAAAGCAUUGGCGUGGCCACCUGGCCUCAGAGAUAGGCAAUUGGGAGAAGACUUUGUACUGUAUAGAAUGGCCAUUAAACUGACUUUGCCCUCUUGCAGUGGGAGAACUAACCCAUUGAAGGAUAGCCUCUUCCACUGUAGGGGAAUCUGGAUGGCACCGGAAUGGCCUUAUGAUCAGCACAUGCAUCUGCUUUCUUCUACUCUCUUUAUAUUAUGCCUUUUGCAGAUCAAAGAACAUAAUCAACCCAUUAUAUCAGUUUUGGGAAGAGGAGUCUUCUGAAGACCUCAUAGAGGCUACAGACUCCAUUAAUGAGGUGAGCAAUUUUAUUCAAACGCCAUCUUUAGUUCUGACGUGAUGCCUUGCCUUGGAGUACGUUUGUUCCCGUGUUUUUUAGUCUGGUACAAAAUCCUGAGUCUAGAUAGCGGAGUGAAAAAAACAAGUUAAGUGAAAAGCACUUCCGUUUCCUUUUUUGUGUGUGUGUGCAGGGCAAAGGUGAAGAGGAAGAUGACUUUCUGAAAGGCGAAACUCCUCAAAAUGAUUGCAUUGGUGGACUGACAUCAGGCUCCUUUGACUCUACACUUCAGAGUUCAGAAAACUGCAUAGGGUCACUGCCAGUUCCAUCACUAUAGAUGCUGCUGUGACCUUCCAAGAGCAUAUACAAAGUCGUCGGGGCAAUCGUUCUGAUAGAGACCCUUUUGUUUAUUUGCACAGUUCCUAAACCGAUUUCUUGGAACAAUACUGAAAGCAAAACUGAAACAAACAUGUGGAUACUUUCAACUGGGGUGUGUUCACUUCAUUUUGUAAGCUGUAUGAAUUUAACAAUUUCCUUUUGAUUUGCAAUGGCUCAUCUAAUGUAUUAAAUAUAUUAAAGACUAUGAAUCAGAGAA
This is a messenger RNA of Podarcis lilfordi (Lilford's wall lizard), 14150 nucleotides long. The record is from the annotation of a GenBank genome assembly. NCBI's taxonomy places the organism in Eukaryota, Metazoa, Chordata, Lepidosauria, Squamata, Lacertidae.